Arabis nemorensis is the source of this 570-nucleotide messenger RNA. NCBI's taxonomy places the organism in Eukaryota, Viridiplantae, Streptophyta, Magnoliopsida, Brassicales, Brassicaceae. The record is from the annotation of a GenBank genome assembly.
AUGCUUCAUCGAUCUUCGUCUUCGAGGUUAAUGUUAUCGUCUUCCUCAUCAGCUAACUCUGUAAAACUACUAAACUCCAUCAAUGGUUCCUCAAUCUCUUCUUCUAAACCGUUCAGACCCGUUAUGCAAUGGCAAGACGUGACGGUAAAAACGGUAGUAGAUGCACCAGCUUCCGUAGCUUACAAGUUAUACGCAGAUCGUGAAUUGUUCCCUAAGUGGAUGCCAUUUUUAUCAUCUGUUGAGGCAAUGGAGGGUAGUCCUGAUCUAUCCAAGUAUUUGGUAAAACUUGAGUCUUUUGGACAAAAUAUCGAAUAUCAUUUUCUCGCAAAAAAUUUACAGCCAAUUCCAGAUCGAAAGCUGCAUUGGAGAUCUAUUGAAGGCUUUGCAAAUAGAGGCAGUGUUCGAUUUUUCCCUAGAGGUCCUUCCUCGUGCUUAGUAGAGAUUAAUUUUUCAUUUGAAGUUCCACAUGCUUUUGCUCCAGUUGCAUUUGCAAUGAAACCGUUUAUGGAGAAGCUUAUUCGUGGAGGAUUGGAACGUUUUGCUGCCUAUGUGAAGACAACAAACAACUAG